Molecule: messenger RNA, 717 nt
Organism: Styela clava
Lineage: Eukaryota; Metazoa; Chordata; Ascidiacea; Stolidobranchia; Styelidae
Source: RefSeq, a predicted model, not a curated record
AUGGUGAGAACCACCGAAGACGUAUUUCCUUGCCUCAUCUGUAAUGAAAAAUACUCAUCAGGGCCAAGUUUGGAAAAGCACAUUUUUUCGCACAUACAUGUUGAAAAUUAUUUCAGACCAGGAGAUGUGAAUGAUUAUCCAACUAUCAACAUUGUGGAAACAAGUCAGCCUACCGGCUCUAAUGAACAUUGUGGAAAAGGUAUUACAAAUAUAACUUCUUUACAAAGAGCUGGCAAAUGGAAAAUCGAUGUUCAUGCACAAUGCAGAGAAAGUUGGUUGAUUGAUAAAACUGACCCAGCACGUAAUAGCGAGCAUCUCAACAUAACCACUGUACCAGACUGGAAGUUACAAACCAAGUCACUCGUUCAUAUCAACAGUGUAGACGAACCAUAUAUUUGCAAACAAUGUGGGAAGGAACUGAAAACAAAGAAAAGUUUGAAUAGACAUAUGAGAAUUCAUACCGGGGAAAAACCUUAUAUUUGUGAACUUUGUGGAACAGGUUUUUUGCAUUUAUCUCAUUUACUUAGUCAUGAGCGAACUCAUGAUAGAAAGAAACCUUAUGUUUGUAAACAAUGUGGAAGAGGUUUUUCCCAAUCAUCUAGUUUACAUAGACACGAGCGAACACAUACUGGAGAGAAACCUUAUAUUUCGUAUUUCAAUGUUCGAGACACUGGUGGCGCUGUUACACUGUCAAUCUGUCCUUUGGUAUCCAGUUAG